Molecule: messenger RNA, 3480 nt
Organism: Mizuhopecten yessoensis (Yesso scallop)
Lineage: Eukaryota; Metazoa; Mollusca; Bivalvia; Pectinida; Pectinidae
Product: dipeptidase 1-like
Exons: 11
Coding region: 160-1440 (426 amino acids)
Biological process (GO): proteolysis
Molecular function (GO): metallodipeptidase activity
Source: RefSeq, a predicted model, not a curated record
GGGUGUUGGGCAUCGCGUUGCUGUACCCACACUGUAGUGCAAUGAUAUGUAACCUUUCAACUUUGGACUUAUUACUGGAAAAUAUACGCGUCCCUCUUUGUUCGUGAUUCUCAAAAAGGGACGAGAGCUGAGUGGGAACAGUUUUAGAUACGAUCAACCAUGACUGAGAGCUUGUGGACACGAUAUCGAUGUGUGUUGAUCCUGGCUGUCUUGUUUCUGAUUGGUGCAUUUGCAGUCAUUUUGGGCGUGGCUCUAGGCGUGAUAGCCAAUCAGAUUGAUGAUACUCAUGAAGGCGUGGUUCAAAGAGUUUUGGAAGAAUAUCCACUGAUAGACGCGCACAACGACUUACCUUGGACCAUUCGCCAAAAAACUAAAAAUAAAGUCUACUCAUUCGAUUUUUACGCCGACACACGACAGUUAUGGCCAAUGACGAUAAACCUUACUGACCCAUCAUUCUCAUAUAUGCCGCCAUGUACAGAUAUACCCAGACUACGAAAGGGCAAGGUCGGAGCACAGUUCUGGUCGAUCUUUACGUCAUGUGAGUCCUCUGGAAAGGAUGCCGUUCGGAUGGGCUUAGACCAGGUUGAUGUCGUCUACAAAUUUGUUCGGCGUUACUCAGACGUUUUUGAGCUGGUCAGAACGGCCGACGGGUUACUCGACGCAUUCCGAAGGAAUAAGAUCGCCAGUGCAAUAGGCCUUGAAGGAGGUCACAUGAUCGGCAACACCCUCGGGGUUCUUCGUAUGCACUAUGAGUUAGGGACGCGUUACAUGACCUUGACCCACAGCUGUGAUACUGACUGGGCAGACAGUUAUUUGGUAGACGUCAAUGAAACAUCAACACGCGGAUUAACAGACUUUGGCAAGAUUGUUGUCAAGGAGAUGAACCGACUGGGAAUGAUGGUUGACCUCUCUCACGUGUCACAUCAGACCAUGAUCGACGCCAUUUUGACGUCGGAAGCGCCAAUUAUCUUCAGUCACUCCAACGUUUUCACCCUGUGUAAUCACUAUAGAAACGUACAGGACGACGUCAUCGACAUGACGAAAGAGAAUGGAGGAAUAAUUAUGGUGAAUUUCUACAACGGUUAUCUGAACUGUGACCCCAAUCAACAGCAAAACACGACAAUUCAAACUGUGGCAGACCAUCUGGACUAUAUCAAGGACAGAAUCGGGGCGGACUUUGUGGGGCUUGGUGCAGAUUUCGACGGGGUCGAAUUGUAUCCCAUAGACCUAGAUGAUACGUCUAAGUACCCUAACCUAUUGUUGGAGCUCCGCAGAAGGGGCUGGACAGAGGUCGAGCUGAGAAAAGUAGUAGGGGAAAACUUCAUCAGGGUGUUCAGGGCAGUCGAGCGGGUGCGGGACAAUUUGAGGGACCAGCCGCCUUAUGAAGACAUCAUUGCCAGGGAGGACAUCCAAGUGGCAGAAUGCACAACAAAUAUCUAGGACAUACAGUGUACCUAUAUUGGUGUACACGUCACUUUGUCCUACUGAAUAACGAAAACAAAUCCAAACGGGAACAACUUUCCAAGAAGAAGGGAAGAGAUGUGCAUGUAACAAACAUUUUAAUGUUACCUCUCCUUACUGUAUCUUUAUAAAUGUUUUUCAAAUUUGUGUUAAACCUGGUUGAUACAGACAAUGUGGAUUUAUUGGAGCAAUCUUGAAUAUUCUACAGCGUUUAUACCAGUAUCCUUAGUACAUAUGAUUGGUUGUUAUUUAAGGAUUAAUUCAUUAGAAAGGUUUAUGGGGAUGAGCAUCGGUUGCGUCCAGAGCUGGUUUAUUUAGGGAGUCGGCAGGGUCUUUAUUUGCUCAAUUUAAUUUUAUGCAUAGUUACUGUAUCAGUGAGUUUAUGUAUAAUGAUUAACAUGUUUCAUACGUGUCAAUUAUGUGUAUUUCUAUAUAAGUAUGCAUGUCACUGGUUGUGUGUAUGUCCAUGUAAGCAAUUAUAUAGAUACAUUUGUAUAUAUGUUAAUAUGUAUUUGCAUACAUGUAUGUAAAUGCGUGAGCAUAUAUACCUGUAAUUUACAAGUGUAAGUACAUGCAUGUAAUUAGUUAAGUAUAUAUAAAUGUAUGUAAUUAAAUAUGUGUUCAUACAUACAUUAUGUUACCGGAAAUGUAUAUACAUUUAUGUAAAUAGUGUAUGCGUGUGUGGAUAUAUGUAAUGUAGGUUUAUUUGUGAAGAGGACUAUAUUACGUAUACAUGUGUGUAUAGUUUAUAAUCAUAUUCAACAAAAUGAAAUUAUUUUUUCAUAUAAAACAACUGUGCUCAUUCACUUACAUUCAAAUCCAACGCAAUGAUGGUGUUUGUUGUUGAAAUAGGGUAAACAUUAUGGCUGUACGUUUACAAUGAAGGCAUACACUAGCGGGAAUCGAACAGCAGCCUUUUUACUAACUCUUCUUUCCAAAGAAAAUGCAUUAUGUGGUCUGAUUACUCGAUUAUAGGGAUCACCUGAACAAAAGCUACAGCUGUGUAUAAUUGUUGCUAGGAGACGAUGUUGGCACCGGGCUAGAACAAUUGUGCGGGUUGUGUAGGAGUCCAAGCGUACUAAUUAAUUUUCUUAGAAGUGAAUCCAACAAUGUCAAACAUGAUAAGAAAAGUGUUUUGAUUAUGUAGUUAUAAAUAUGAAUAUGGUAUAUAUAACAAACGGGUUGAGUGUAUAUGUAAGUGUUGUUUCACAACUGUUAUGUUAAUUGUAAUAUUAUUUGUUAAAAGAUGGAUAUCCGCCGAUUUUUGUUUUGGCAAUAUUUCGAUUAUUUUAAGAUAAAGAAUGUCAUUCUUCCAUUCUCAAAAGAAUCUAAACUUCUGUUUCCAAAGAAAAAGAAAACACUUUGGGAGAGGGCCAUCCAAUUGACUAUUCAGUGUCAGUAAAAUAUGUUCAAAUGAAAGAAAAUUCGAAAUCAUUUGUGAAUUGGCUGCAUGCAGUCGAACUACUGCUGCUGUUUAUACCACGUAUGUCUUUUAAUAGAAAAUUUAAACUACAUUGGUGUGGACGGAUUGUUGUAUUGUUUGGUCUAAACAAGGUAAAACAUCAGUCCUUGGUUGGCUUAUCGCAAGUCGUGAUUGAUUUUUAAGUGAAAUAAACUGCAAAUGAAAUUCAGAAAAGUACAUCAACCAUACAACAUCUUAUCGUUUCAAUCGAACAUCAUUUAUACUUCAAAUCACACGCAUUCAAAUGAUGGUUGUCUCAUAGGUACAAUGUACCGAUUCCAGGCGGAGAAAUUCACGUAGCCUGACAUGUCAAGCAAACAGCUUAUGGAAAGGUCUGAAUGAUUGUCCUCUUUUAUCGAAGUGAAUACGAAUUGGUUUCUAGCCACUUGUAAUUGGAUUUUUUGUUUCGUUUUUGUCAAUGUCAACAUUUAAUCAUCAUUGCGUCUAUCAAUAUGAGUAUUUAAGCAUAAUUGUACUCGCCAUUUAAACAUCAGUGUGACUCUUAAUGUCAAAAUAUUAAAAUGAAAAUAAAGGAUCAAAUGUUUUUAGAAGAUGAA